This is a messenger RNA of Lepus europaeus (European hare), 616 nucleotides long. It is a transcript of the gene RPS27A, whose product is annotated as ribosomal protein S27a. The transcript has 5 exons. Bases 110 to 580 code for a protein of 156 amino acids. Gene Ontology annotation, cellular component: cytoplasm; nucleus; ribosome. Lineage: Eukaryota; Metazoa; Chordata; Mammalia; Lagomorpha; Leporidae. The record is from RefSeq and is a predicted model, not a curated record. Gene Ontology annotation, biological process: translation; protein ubiquitination; modification-dependent protein catabolic process. Gene Ontology annotation, molecular function: structural constituent of ribosome; protein tag activity; ubiquitin protein ligase binding.
GUGCUCUUGGGCCGCUCUCCGGCCAGGGGCCUGGGCGCUGCUGUGUUCCUGUGUCCCAGGUCUAAUCGGGUUCUUCUUUUCCCUCAGCGCAGGUGGGCCCGCCACCAGGAUGCAGAUCUUCGUGAAAACCCUUACGGGGAAGACCAUCACGCUCGAGGUUGAACCCUCGGAUACAAUAGAAAAUGUAAAAGCCAAGAUCCAGGAUAAGGAAGGAAUUCCUCCUGAUCAGCAAAGACUGAUCUUUGCUGGCAAGCAACUGGAAGAUGGACGGACUUUAUCUGACUACAACAUUCAAAAGGAGUCUACUCUUCACCUUGUGUUGAGACUUCGUGGGGGUGCCAAGAAAAGGAAGAAGAAGUCUUACACCACUCCCAAGAAGAAUAAGCAUAAGAGGAAGAAGGUUAAGCUGGCUGUCCUGAAGUACUAUAAGGUGGACGAGAAUGGCAAGAUCAGUCGGCUGCGCCGUGAGUGCCCUUCGGAUGAAUGUGGUGCUGGCGUGUUCAUGGCCAGCCACUUCGACAGACAUUACUGUGGCAAAUGCUGUCUGACUUACUGCUUCAACAAACCAGAAGACAAGUAACUGUAUAGGAGGAGUUAAUAAAAGACGUUAACAUAC